Molecule: messenger RNA, 657 nt
Organism: Arachis ipaensis
Lineage: Eukaryota; Viridiplantae; Streptophyta; Magnoliopsida; Fabales; Fabaceae
Source: RefSeq, a predicted model, not a curated record
AUGGCAGGUAACGACCCUGUGGACUUUAUGGCUGCCCUAGGAAACAUGGUUUCGACUGUGCAAGUGAUAACGGAAGUGCUUGGGAAUCAAAUGAACAGUGGGAAUGGGAAUACCGGUGAAGAGGGGCCGAGGACACUUGCUACUUUUCUGAAAGUGCAUCUUCCGACCUUCAGAGGGACCACAAAUCCUACGGAGACCGAUAAUUGGCUUCAAGCAAUAGAGUGGGCUCUGCAAGCUCAACAGGUUCCUGAAGAACAAUGGGUGGUGUUCGCAACCUACCAGUUACAGGUUAGAAAUGCUAAAGAGCUUGAGCUGCUGCAAUUAAAACAGGGUCAGAUGUUUGUUGCGGAGUACACAAAUAAAUUUGAAGAACUGUGCCAGUUUUUCCGAAUCUGCCAAGGUGCUCUGGAAGACUUUGUAGAAUGGAAAUGUAUAAAGUACGAGGGAGGACUUUGGAGUGACAUUCUAAGCUCUGUUGGGCUGAUGGAGAUCAUAGUCUUUUCUGAACUUGUGAAAAAAAGCCGAGUCGCUGAAGAGUAUAUAAGGAAGUCAGGAGUAGAGAAAGAGAGUCAAAGGAUGCCUUUUCAGAUGAACCAAAGGAGGAACUUCGCGCCAAGGGGUAGGACUUUUAAGCGUGGAGGAUUUGUUCUGCAAUAG